GGAUUAGCCCCACCGCAAAGUUAAUGAGGAAGGUCCCCUGGAUGGGCUCAGUGCAUUUUCAUGGUGUUUUCACUUGACCUCAAGGUGUCGGCAAGGGGUCACAUCCGGGAUUAUUUUCACGAUGUUUUCACCACGUGAACUGCCAUGAAGUUGCAGUGAAAAAACAAUUUCACAGUGAAACUGCAAAUUAACUGCAAAUUCAUGGUGCUGAAAUUCAUAGUGAUAAGUGAGUCAUGGCUGUUCUGUUGUUUGAGGCAUAAAUUAAUGUUUGCAUACACACGCGUAGGCAGUCCAAAUGACAAAUGGAACCAAUAACGCUUCCACAUGGUAUUGUUCGACUGCCGACUUAACCGUUUUACGCCAGAUACUAUACACUGGGCACAUCUUUGACGGGUUAUAUUUGUGUAAAAGGGUGGUUUAGAGUCAUAGACAUGACUUCUUCCUUGGCUCUGAGUUUUAAAGCGAGCAAUGCUACAACAGCUUCCAUGACUGACGAACUGGCUGAAGUUUACUCAUAUGGCGAGCUGGUGUUCAUAGGCUGUACGUGGACCCUCGUAGCGGUCCUUGGUGUGGUGGGCAACUCCUUGGUGAUUCUGUCGGUAAUUCUAAGUAAACUUGUCCAGACUUCAACCAACGUCCUGGUGGUCAACCUCAGUGUGGCUGAUCUGUUGACAAGUUUGUCUUUACCUUGGUCCAGCGUGGUAAUGCUCAGCGACGGCGCCAGCUGGCCACUAUCUACUGAGGUUCCCUGUCAAAUAGCGGCUUUCCUGUUUCACACCGGCCUGGGUGCCAGCCUCUACAACCUGGCCUUGAUUGCGCUAAACCGUCUGGUAAGGAUAACUCGCCCGCUGGCUACUUACAACCGGAUUUUCUCUCCCUGCAAGAUGGCGUGGAUCGUGACGUUUGCAUGGCUCGUCCCCGUCAUUGUUGUGGUGUUCCCUCCAACCAUUGGAGUUGGUAACUUGGGCAUCGAUACCAAGCUACCCUCCUGCUCGGAUGACGAACUGCAUCCCCUCGCUGAACUUUACAACCUUGCCCAAGCUAUUGGGUUCUUCCCUGUUCCCUUGAUAACAGUAAUCAUCAGCUAUCUGGCCAUCUAUAUGUACAUCAGGGGUCAUUUCAAACAACUCUCAACGAUCACCAACGGGGACAAUCCAACCCCACAUCCCAACUCCACCGAGGUACCGGGCGAGGCGUCGGACCGGGCAUCGCGCGAGGAAGAAUACAGAAGCGGGCGUUCACAACAUCGCAUCAGCCAGCAGCAGCUCACCAUCACAAAGAAUCUCUUUGUGAUCUUCGUCACGUUCAUGCUGUGCAUCUCGCCGUAUUUCCUGUCGCUCUUCGUCCCGACCAGCAAGAGGUUCACGCUGUACUUUGCAACCAUUUUGAUUUUGAACAGCUGCGUGAACCCAAUCCUCUACGGGGCAAAACAUCCUCAGUUCAGGAAGGUGUUUCGGCCGAUGCUGCGGUGUAGAUGGGAGAGAAUACCCCAGCCGUCCGAGGCGCUGAAAGCGAUGUUAGCAAGACGCCAAGAGAACAAUGCGUGAAUGAAGACACUACGAUCUAGCUUAAGAAGGAAGCGGUUCUGACAGUUAAAAGCUGACUUCUCUAAUUAGACACCAGUUUAAAAAAAAUUGCUUGUAUAUAGCAGCGUUACCUUCAUUAUUUCUGCUGGUUGAAUGCAGUGAGCUAACGCUGCAUCCGAAUCUGUGUCUAGAGCUAGGUACUCCAUCGGAUAUACGCGGAGACCGCAGACAAGAGAUGUAGCCGUAGCUCUAGAAGCUCGUUUCAGACACGAACUUCAUUUGCCUAAAUUCGUCCAUUUGUGUCUUUAAAUGAGGUUAAUACACGUUCAAUUUACUAAAGCAAUGUAAGAAAUGCACUGUGCUCUUCAAAAUCUGUUCCUGCGAAUAGACCUCUUUUUCUCUCUAAUAAAAAUUAUUACUAUAUCAUAAUUUCAUACUGUAAUUCAAAUUGUUGUUAUUGUUUUUAUACUAAGACGAAUUUUAAAGAAUAAUUCCUCAAAGAACAAUGAUACCUUGGGGACAUUUCCAUAGUCUCAUGCAUAAAUUUUGACACAUUAGAAUUCCAAAGGGGUAAAAACUAAUUGUAAUCUAGAAGUUCAAAGGUUACUGUGCAGUUGUAGAUUUUUAACUUGAAAUAGUUUUGACAAAAACAAGAAUUCUGCAGACAGGCAGGUAAUAUUUUGCCAAACUAUGUUAUAACAAGCCUUUGUGACAGCAUUUGAUUCGUUGGACUUGGGUCAUUUCCUUAAAAACAUCCAUCCCCUGUAACUUCGUUGUUUUGCCUUGCUGAUACAUCAAGUUAAGCGUUUACUGUG
Molecule: messenger RNA, 2341 nt
Organism: Acanthaster planci (crown-of-thorns starfish)
Lineage: Eukaryota; Metazoa; Echinodermata; Asteroidea; Valvatida; Acanthasteridae
Product: melatonin receptor type 1A-like
Biological process (GO): G protein-coupled receptor signaling pathway
Cellular component (GO): membrane
Molecular function (GO): G protein-coupled receptor activity
Source: RefSeq, a predicted model, not a curated record